Gadus macrocephalus (Pacific cod) is the source of this 6970-nucleotide messenger RNA. RefSeq names its product PHD finger protein 21Ab (gene phf21ab). Gene Ontology annotation, cellular component: histone deacetylase complex. Lineage: Eukaryota; Metazoa; Chordata; Actinopteri; Gadiformes; Gadidae. Gene Ontology annotation, biological process: negative regulation of transcription by RNA polymerase II. The record is from RefSeq and is a predicted model, not a curated record. Gene Ontology annotation, molecular function: chromatin binding.
CGCUGCGGACGCGGCGGAGUGGUUAUUGGGUUGUUUUUAAUAAUUAUUUAAUUAAUUGUGAGAGGAGGAGAAGAGGACCGCCGCUGCUCUGCCAGCAGUGCUGCAGUGGCACCCAGUUGAAAGCAAACUGGAGCGGGUGGUAAGGCUGAACUUUGCCCUGACCCAGCUGUGAGACUGAGUGGACCCAUGAUGGAGCUCCAGAUCUUACAGGAGGCUCUGAAGGUGGAGAUCCAGGUCCAUCAGAAACUGGUGGCUCAGAUGAAGCAGGACACAGAGAAUGCUGAUCUGAAGAAACAGCUCCAUGAACUCCAAGCCAAAAUCACAGCGCUCAGUGAAAAACAGAAAAAGGUGGUGGAGCAGCUGAGGAAGGAGAUUCUGGUGAAGCAGGACCCGGAGAGCAAGCUGCCAGUCCACGGCCCACCAGGAGGGGGCGACCACAAGCUGGGAAGCCAGCCAAUGGGGGGUGACAACAAACAGGCUGGCCUUCUAGUGAGUCCCCCCGUUCAGCCUGGCCUGCCCACUGGACAACUGCAGCAGACUCUGACCGUCACCCCGGUCCUCACGAAGACGAUACCUCUGGUCCUUAAAGCUGCAGCCACACCCACCCUACCGGCCGCAGUCCUGCCACAACGUACCCCUGCCGUUGCUAUGGUAACCACAGCCAUCAGCAAAUCGGACUCCAUGAAUGCCCCAAUAAACCUCCAGGUCACCGGCAAACCGACCAAUCAGAUCUCUGAGCCGGUGCGCCUCGUGGUGCAGGCUACCGCCAACUCCUCAGCCCAGCCAAUCAAAGUUCCUCAGUUUGUCCCUCCUCCUAGACUGACGCCUCGGCCCUCUUUACAGCCACAGGUCCGCCCCAAGUCCGUCCCGGUCACCAACGUGGCCAUCGCCCCAGCCCCGCCCCCCAUGAUGGCGGCGCCCGCGCUGCACCAGAGGCCUGUGAUGGUGGCCGCCAAGAUCGGGCCCUCCUCCGUCACCCCCAUCCACCAGCUGCGCAUCCUCAAUGGCCAGACCCCACCCACCACCCUGACGGGCAUCGUCAUCACCACCAGCGCCCGGCUAAACACCGCCCCCCACGGCACCACACAGCCAAUCGGGAGUCCGGCGCCGCCCCCUCCCAGCUCCACGCAACCAAUCAGCAGCCUGGACGCGGCCAAGAUGGUGAAGUUGGUGGGAGGACGAGAGCUCAAGACUGUAGUCUCCACCCCCUCUUUAACCCCGCCUCCCCGACAAAAGAGGGAGGAUAAUCCACAGAAACUGGCCUUCAUGGUGUCUCUGGGGCUGGUGACCUACGACCACCUGGAGGAGAUACAGAGCCGGCGGCAGGAGAGGAAACGCAGAACCACAGCCAACCCGGUGUACAGCGGCGCUGUGUUCGAACCCGAGAGGAAAAGAAGUGCAGUGAGCUAUCUCAACAGCCCUCUUCAUCAAGGGACCAGGAAAAGAGCCAACGAAGACUCCCUUUCCAAGGUACGUCCCCCGGACGCUGUCUCGCUUCACCCCUACUCCAUCUUUCUUUUGUUCUUUGUUUUUGCGUCUGUGUCGUCUCCUCACCCAGGUCGCCCACCCAAACACACCAACGUGCCGGAGCUGUGCAGCCUCACCCCGACUCCCCCCUCCAUCACGGCCCCCGACCAGCCCUCCCCCGCCCCCCCAGCCCACACCCUCCCCCUGCCUAGCCCCGCCUCCGGGGAUGGAGACGUCCAUGAGGACUUCUGCACUGUGUGCAGGCGCAGUGGGCAGUUGCUCAUGUGCGACACGUGUUCGCGUGUUUACCACCUGGACUGCCUGGACCCCCCGCUGAAAACCAUUCCUAAAGGCAUGUGGAUCUGUCCCAAAUGUCAAGAUCAGAUCUUAAAGAAAGAAGAGGCCAUCCCAUGGCCUGGCACCCUGGCCAUCGUUCACUCCUACAUCGCCUACAAAGAAGCUAAAGAGGAAGAGAAACAGAAGCUGAUGAAGUGGAGUUCUGAGCUAAAGAUGGAGCGAGAACAACUGGAGCAGCGAGUCAAACAGCUCAACAACUCCAUAACAAAAUACAUGGAAAACAAAAACAACAUGCUGGCCCGUCAGAAGGAGAUGAGCCAGGCCCUGGAGAAGGUCAAACAUCUGGUCCGUCUCAUCCAGGCCUUCAACUACAACAAGGCUCUUCUGGAGACGGAGCCCAUUGUCCCCACGGUGCAGGUCCCCGCAAUGCAGGUCCCCGCAAUGCAGGUCCCCACCGCGCAGGUCCCCACCGCGCAGGUCCCCACCGCGCAGGUCCCCACCGCGCAGGUCCCCACCGCGCUGGUGCCCACCGCGCUGGUGCCCACCGCGCAGGUCCCCACCGCGCUGGUGCCCACCGCGCAGGUCCCCACCGCGCUGGUGCCCACCGCGCUGGUGCCCACCGUGCUGGUGUCCAGUGCGCUGGUGCCCACCGUGCUGGUGCCCAGUGCGCUGGUGCCCACCGCGCUGGUGCCCACCGCGCUGGUGCCCACCGUGCAGGUGUCCAGCGUGCUGCCCACCGUGCAGGUGUCCAGCGCGCUGCCCACCGUGCAGGUGUCCAGCGCGCAGCUGCCCAGCGUGCAGCUGCCUACCGCGCAGCUGCCUACCGCGCAGGUCCCUACCACGCAGCUGCCUACCGCGCAGGUCCCUACCACGCAGGUCCCUACCGCGCAGGUCCUCACUGUGCUAGUCCCAACAGCGCAGUUCCCCAACUCGCAGGUCCCCGUCGCGCAGGUCGUCCCCGUCGCGCAGGUCGCCCCCGUCAAGCAGGCCAUCCCCACCGCGCAGGUCCCCACCGCGCAGGUCCCCACCGCGCAGGUCUUUGUGGCAGAGGUCACUACAAGGCUUGUCCCCGUCGCGGAGGUCCCCGCCACGCAGGUCCCCGCCACGGAGGUCCAACCUCCUGUAGAAACAGAGGCCGGUGUCCCCCCCGCAGAGCCCCCGGCGGUGGCGGUGGAGUCGGGGGAGGCUGCGGUCGCAGCCCCGCGGCCCUCUGCUGUGGCCCGACCAGCGGAGCAGGAAGAGGUCCGGGACCCCAUCCCUCAGAUACACGCAGAGACCAGCGGGGCGCGCCCUGAGGAGGACGACCCCCAGGGGCCCGGGGGGCCCGCUGUAGAGACCAAGGCGGGGCCGGGCGGCUCGGAGGCGGCUGCCACCACCAACGGUACGGCCGAGUCCGCCGCUCACGGGGCCGGCGCGGCCCCCAGGGCGGAGGGCACCUCGGGGGCCUGCGGGGCCUCAGAGGCGCCGCCAGAGGUAGAGGCGACCGACGGCAACAACAGCAAAACCUCAGCGUCGCGCCGCCCCCCCCUCCUGGACCCACUCUGUACUCUGGACACUAAGAAGUAACGGGUUCCCCGACAUAUAUAAAAGAAGACUUUCUGCUUGCACCUUAGGGUGCCCUGAAGUUGCCAAUCUGUAUAAAUGUUGUUUGUUUGCAUCGUAUUGUCAGACUGUGUCAAUGGUAGAUAUACAGCCCCACGAAAGGGCUCUGGGAAGGUAGACGAGGUCGUCAUGCCAAUUAGAGGAGGAGAUGGACUCUCUUACCACACCAGUCUGUGCCUGCUCUGACAGACCGGGUCCAGCAGGGCACGGCUCCAUGGAAUGGGGGUCCAACCAGGGUCGGUAGUAUCUGGUCUGGACCCUGACACCUGGAGCCAGAGAGGAGCUCCGGUGGUCUGAAGCAGCAGUAUUAGUUCUGCCCCAACCACCCUGCAUCAACCAACCGUCUCCUGAAUAAUGUGACCGACUCCCCACCACCCAACACAUCAGCCACUAGGUCCUGGUAUCCUAGAGGCCUCUGCCCUGAUCCCUAGAGGCUGGGUCCUGAUCCCUCGAGGCGGGCCCCAAGGCCGGGUCCUAGAGGCCUAGGUCCUGAUCCCUAGAGCCUGUGUUGCUGAGGACUGGGUCCUAGAGGCCGGGUGGCUGAGGACGGUGUGUGUCCAUGUGAGUGUUAGCCUACAAGUUGUUUUCAGUGAUGUUGGUCCAGUGUAGUGAUUGAGUUUCAUUUGUGAGUCAAGUGUCAACUGUGAGCACUAAAUGUGAAAUUGCAAUAUUGCAAUGACAACACAAAACUAUUUCUGGGCUGUGUUUCUUUUUAAAGGAAAACGUAUUCAGGUCUUCCUAGUUUUCAGAAUAAGUGCUUUUGUUCCGGAGCCUGAUGGACCGGCGUGGUUAAUACGAAGGAAUCCUCUUUACAAGCGGAGAACUUUGUCCUCGCAUACCUUUUUGUUAAAUUCUCAACUGCCAAAAUCCAAUGCAUCUAAAUCCAGCAGGGAUUGGCUGACGGGCUGACUGAGAGGAGCUCGUGCAUUAUGGGAAGAGGAGUCUACUGUCUGAGAACCCAGAGAUCACUCCCCAUACAUAGAUAUAUCUAUGUCUAUAGAUAUGGAGAUGACUAUGUCUAUAGGUAUAUCAUAUCGUCUGGAGAUUAAAGCACAAGCUUGCUGCAUAUUCCACCCAGUGCUGAGAGCCUUUUGUACAUUGAGGAGCUGCCGUAAGCCCCUCCCUUUGUCAUGUGACCCCAGCCGCCACACACACACAUUGCCAAUAUUUUUCUAGAAGGGAAUCCCCCCCCACCCAACACGUGUCUGAGGAUCAUUAGGUUGAUUUAGACCCCCCCCCUUGAUCAUCUGUGUGGUCGAAGAAGCACUGACAUCAUGGAGGCAGAAUCAGUGAGCAGAGCGGAUCACAUCUACUGGUACCACUGGUGUCUACUGGUUGUAUUACUAGUAUAUACUGGUUGUAGGAUUUGUGACUAGUCUCCCGCUCUACUGAUGGUGCCUUGCGAUGCAAUGCACUCUGGGAAAUUAAGUUUCAUAAAACAAAUUUACUUUUUUCCACCCUCAAGGUAUUCCCCCCCCCCCCCCCCACAUACAUGACUUUGAUGAGGUUAUUUUUGUUUAAUUUCCGUUCAUUUUCUAUAGAAGAAAUUCCAUUUUUUUUAUCGGCUGUUUGAUCAGCUCCCCGUUCUUCAUAUCAUGUCACCGCAGCGCUCAGUGUUCGACUAGCCUGGCCUUGAUAUCUGCUGCUCCUGCUCUGGGCUCCACUGCUGGCACUGUAAAGACGAGUACGUUCCCCAAUGAAAUGCUACCUGGAAGUUAGCACAUUAUCCAUUCCAUUACGUUUCUUUUAUCCAGCCUGGGUUUGGAUGUCUGAGUAAUUCCUAAAUAUGGCAGAUGGAUCUAAUGUUCAGGGUGUGGAGGUUGCCAGAUUGGACCACAUUCCCCCCUCUGCUCCUCCCUCAGUAGGUACCCGGAGUGCCUUCCUCACACGGCAGAUAAAACACUGUGACCACGCCCCCUGGCUAGGCUCCUCCCCGUCACCAGUCCACUGGACCAGUCCGACCGCUCAGUGUUGUUGCCUUACAUCCAUCUGAUUGGUUAUCGUCACCAGUCCUCUGAGUCGCUCACUGACUGCAGCACUUUUCCUUUGCCCAGUAUUACAGUCUCCGAUUCGGCUCUGUGUAUAUACAUGUGUGUAUGUAUGUAUAGGUGUAUAUAUCUAUAUAUAGAUAUAUAUAGAUAUGUCUUCUCUAUUCUGCCUCUGUAUACGAGUCCAGAGAGCCCCCCCCAACACUGCGGUUAGCGUACCCCUGGGUUAGCAUACCCCUGGGUUAGCGUACCCCUGGGUUAGCCAACCAUUUGUAAUAAGCAGAUGGCGUUUGAACCCAACCAGGUCAGCUGUAUUCUCAGUCCGAUUGAACGCAUGCCUUCUUAUGCAAGUUUUUAUACAUUUGUCGAAGCGGUUGAAAAUACAUUAUGCUUUAUCUUUGUUUCUAAAGUUUUGUAAAGUUGUCAAGAGGAUGAACGGUCGGACUUCGUAGUGUGACAACAGUCUCAAUUUAACUUCCCUAACGCAGCAGUGUCGCUACAUUCCACCCAGUCUGAAUGGACCUAGCUUCACUCAUUGGCUUCGCUAAUGCUAUAUUCCACAGUGAGAUCAGAAGUAGUUCUAGAAACAAGUGAGACAAGAUGUGAAUCUGAUAUAUCCAAAGAGUUCUGCAGGGUUGUUGAGGCCUCUAUGUAUGCGCUACAUAUCAGCCGCCGCAGAGCAGCUAGCCCUGGUCCUAGCGCUCACUGCUCGUGGAAUAGAGGGAGUUCAAAUCUUUAUGCAUACAGACAUUGUUCAACACCACUUCCUGAGCCCAUUCCGUGUUCCUGGAGCAUCUUGUAAAGUCACCAUUUAUUAGUUGAAAUAAUCCAAGUCAUGAUUGUGGCCUUCUAGUAUUGUUAAACAUGACAUAUCCCUCCUCUUUACCCUUAGCCCCUCCUCUUUACCCUUAGCCCCUCCUCCUUCCCCUUAGACCCUCCUCCUUCCCCUUAGACCCUCCUCCUUCCCCUUAGACCCUCCUCCUUCCCCUUAGACCCUCUGCCCUACCCUUAGACCCUCUGCCCUACCCUUAGACCCUCCUCCUUACCCUCAGACCCUCCUAACCCUUAGAACAAUCCUCAUCCUUGGAACUCUCCUCAGCCUUAGAACCAUCUUAACCCUUAGAACUCGACUCUUCAUCACUACAGACUCACACCUGACUUGAGUCCCCUCCCCAGCCUUAGAACCGGCCCCUGAACCUUUAGAACCCGCUCCCCCAGUUCUCUGCUCCUCGUCGCUUGGCUCCUCUCGUCUCCGGUUCCUCUUGGGGUCGGGGGGGCAAAAACAGAUCCUUUUUUUCCAUCUUCGGGUGGGUGAGAUGCAUUGUAGCGAAACGAAUAAAGAGAAGUUCACCGUGGUGUGCUGACUAAUGUGUAAAUUGUUAAUUACACAGUAUGAAUAUUUGUAUAAUUGUUUGUAUUUUUUUCAUGAUCUUUUGAAAGGAAUGUGUUCGUUUGUGUCUUCUGUUGGCCUGACAUUGUGACUGGUCUGGUGGACAUUACCUCUGGGGAGUGUUUAGGAAUACUGUAGGGACAUGGGAAGACCUUAAUAUUAGGAGCAUUUGAUCAAUUUGUAUUUAUUUAUUUUACCAUUUUGUUAAUAAAUUGUGAAAAGCGAA